CCAUCAAGAUCAUCGAUAAGACCCAACUGGAUGAAGAAAACUUGAAAAAGAUUUUCCGGGAAGUUCAAAUUAUGAAGAUGCUUUGCCACCCCCAUAUCAUCAGGCUCUACCAGGUUAUGGAGACAGAACGGAUGAUUUAUCUGGUGACAGAAUAUGCUAGUGGAGGCGAAAUAUUUGACCACCUGGUGGCCCAUGGUAGAAUGGCAGAAAAAGAGGCCCGUCGGAAGUUCAAACAGAUCGUCACAGCCGUCUAUUUUUGUCACUGUCGGAACAUUGUCCAUCGUGAUUUAAAAGCUGAAAAUUUGCUUCUGGACGCCAAUCUGAAUAUUAAAAUAGCAGAUUUUGGAUUCAGUAACCUCUUCACUCCUGGGCAGCUGCUGAAGACCUGGUGUGGCAGCCCUCCCUAUGCUGCACCUGAACUCUUUGAAGGGAAGGAAUAUGAUGGGCCCAAAGUAGAUAUCUGGAGCCUUGGCGUUGUCCUCUAUGUGCUCGUGUGUGGUGCCCUGCCGUUUGACGGGAGCACACUGCAGAAUCUGCGGGCCCGGGUGCUAAGUGGAAAGUUCCGAAUCCCAUUUUUUAUGUCUACAGAAUGUGAGCAUUUGAUCCGCCACAUGCUGGUGUUAGACCCGAAUAAGCGCCUCUCAAUGGAGCAGAUCUGCAAGCACAAGUGGAUGAAGCUGGGGGACGUGGACCCCAACUUUGACAGGUUAAUAGCCGAAUGUCAACAACUAAAGGAAGAAAGGCAGAUGGACCCCCUGAAUGAGGAUGUUCUCUUGGCCAUGGAGGAUAUGGGACUGGACAAAGAGCGAACACUACAGUCAUUAAGAUCAGAUGCCUAUGAUCACUAUAGUGCAAUCUACAGCCUGCUGUGUGAUCGACAUAAGAGACAUAAAACCCUGCGUCUCGGAGCACUUCCUAGCAUGCCCCGAGCCAUGGCCUUUCAAGCACCAGUCAAUAUCCAGGCGGAGCAGGCAGGUGCCACAAUGAACAUUAGCGUUCCCCAGGUGCAGCUGAUCAACCCAGAGAAUCAGAUUGUGGAGCCGGAUGGGGCAGUGAACUUGGACAGUGAUGAGGGUGAAGAGCCUUCCCCUGAAGCAUUGGUUCGCUAUUUGUCAAUGAGGAGGCACACGGUGGGUGUGGCUGACCCACGCACGGAAGUUAUGGAAGAUCUGCAGAAACUUCUACCUGGCUUUCCUGGAGUCAACCCUCCAGCUCCAUUCCUGCAGGUGACCCCUAAUGUGAACUUCAUGCACAACCUGUUGCCCAUGCAAAAUUUGCAACCAACUGGGCAGCUUGAAUACAAGGAGCAGUCUCUGUUACAGCCUCCCACCCUACAGCUACUGAAUGGAAUGGGCCCCCUUGGACGGAGGGCAUCAGAUGGAGGAGCCAACAUCCAACUGCAUGCCCAGCAGCUGCUGAAGCGCCCACGGGGACCCUCCCCACUUGUCACCAUGACACCAGCAGUGCCAGCAGUUACCCCUGUGGACGAGGAGAGCUCGGAUGGGGAGCCAGAUCAGGAAGCUGUGCAGAGGUACUUGGCAAAUAGGUCCAAAAGACAUACACUGGCUAUGACCAACCCUACAGCUGAGAUCCCACCGGACCUACAACGGCAGCUAGGACAGCAGCCUUUCCGUUCCCGGGUCUGGCCUCCUCACCUGGUACCUGAUCAGCAUCGCUCUACCUACAAGGAUUCCAACACCCUGCACCUCCCUACGGAGCGUUUCUCCCCUGUGCGCCGGUUCUCAGAUGGGGCUACAAGCAUCCAGGCCUUCAAAGCUCACCUGGAAAAAAUGGGCAACAACAGCAGCAUCAAACAGUUGCAGCAGGAGUGUGAGCAGCUGCAGAAGAUGUACGGGGGGCAGAUUGAUGAAAGAACCCUGGAGAAGACCCAGCAGCAGCAUAUGUUAUACCAGCAGGAGCAGCACCAUCAAAUUCUUCAGCAGCAGAUUCAAGACUCUAUCUGUCCUCCUCAGCCUUCUCCACCUCUUCAGGCUGCAGGUGAAAAUCAGCCAGCCCUCCUUACACACCAGCUCCAGAGGUUAAGGAUUCAGCCUUCAAGCCCACCCCCCAACCACCCCAGCAACCAUCUCUUCAGGCAGCCCAGUAACAGCCCUCCCCCCAUGAACAGUGCCAUGAUCCAGUCUCACGGUGCUGCUUCUCCCUCCCAGUUUCAAGGCUUACCCUCCCGCAGUGCAAUCUUCCAACAGCAAUCUGAGAACUGUUCCCCUCCUCCCAAUGUGGCACUAACUUGCAUGGGCAUGCAGCAACCUACCCAGUCACAGCAAGUGACCAUCCAAGUACAAGAGCCAGUUGACAUGCUCAGCAACAUGCCAGGGACAACUGCAGGCUCCACUGGGAGGGGUAUUUCCAUCAGCCCCAGUACCAGUCAGAUUCAGAUGCAGCAUCGUACCAACCUGAUGGCCACCUUCGGCUAUGGGCACCGACCCUUGUCCAAGCAGCUGAGUGCUGACAGUGCAGAGGCCCACAGCUUGAACGUGAAUCGGUUCUCCCCUGCUAACUACGACCAGGCGCAUUUACACCCCCAUCUGUUUUCGGACCAGUCCCGGGGUUCCCCCAGCAGCUACAGCCCUUCAGCAGGAGUGGGGUUCCCUCCAGCCCAAGCCCUGAAAGUCCCUCCACUUGACCAAUUCCCCGCCUUCCCUCCCAGUGCGCAUCAGCAGCCGCCACACUAUACCACAUCGGCACUACAGCAGGCCCUGCUGUCCCCCACACCGCCAGACUACACGAGACACCAGCAGGUACCCCACAUCCUCCAAGGACUGCUCUCUCCCCGGCAUUCGCUCACUGGCCACUCGGACAUCCGGCUGCCUCCUGCAGAGUUUGCACAGCUCAUUAAAAGGCAGCAGCAGCGGCAGCAGCAGCAGCAACAGCAACAACAGCAGCAGCAGCAGCAGCAGCAGCAGCAGCAGCAACAAGAGUUCCAAGAAUUGUUCAGGCACAUGAACCAGGGGGAUGCUGGGAGCCUGGCUCCCAGCCUUGGGGGACAGAGUAUGGCAGAGCGCCAGCCUUUAUCUUAUCAGAGUGCUGACUCCUAUCACCACCAUCACACCAGCCCCCAGCAUCUGCUACAGAUCAGGGCGCAAGAAUGUAUCGCACAGGUUUCCUCACCCACUCAGACCCACGGGUAUGCCCAUCAGCCGGCACUGAUGCACUCAGAGAGCAUGGAAGAGGACUGCUCGUGUGAGGGGGCCAAGGAUGGCUUCCCAGACAAUAAGAGUGCAAACACGUUGACCAAAGGUUGCCAUGACAGUCCCCUGCUCUUGAGUACCAGUGGACCUGGGGACCCUGAAUCUUUGCUGGGAACUGUGAGUCAUGCCCAGGAAUUGGGGAUACAUCCCUACGGACAUCAGCCGACUGCUGCAUUCAGUAGAAAUAAGGUGCCCAGCAGAGAGUCUGUCAUAGGGAACUGCAUGGAUAGAAGUUCUCAAGUCAUGGAGCUGCCAGAUCACAAUGGGCUCGGGUACCCAGCACGGCCCUCAGUCCAUGAGCACCACAGGUCCCGGACCCUCCAGAGACACCACACGAUCCAGAACAGCGACGAUGCUUACGUACAGCUGGAUAACUUGCCAGGAAUGAGUCUCGUGGCUGGGAAAGCACUUAGCUCUGCACGGAUGUCCGAUGCGGUUCUCAGUCAGUCUUCACUCAUGGGCAGCCAGCAGUUUCAGGAUGGGGAAAAUGAGGAAUGUGGGGCGAGUCUGGGAGGCCACACGCACCCAGACCUGAGUGAUGGCAGCCAGCAUUUAAACUCCUCUUGCUAUCCAUCCACGUGUAUUACAGACAUUCUGCUCAGCUACAAGCACCCCGAGGUCUCCUUCAGCAUGGAGCAGGCCGGCGUGUAACAAGAAACAGAAAGUAAGUGUUUUGUGUACAGCUUGGGAAUGAAAAGGUCGAUUUUAAACCAACAGUAUCUAGCAGCGCUGCGCCAAACUGCCCCUGUGUCUCUCUCCACCCAGAAUAUCACGGUUCCUUUCCUCACAUUUGGUUCCUCAGUGUGCUGUUCUUUUGGGUUCUGAGAGGGUUUUGCCAUGUUUGCUUGUAUGACCAAGUCACCAAGGAAAUAAACAGGAAAUCUAUGUUCUCUGUCUUUUGUGAAAGUGUAUUUGGUAUAUUUGAGUUAGUGGUUUUUUUGUUUUGUUUUGAGGUUUGUUUGUGCUUUUUUGUUUUGUUUUUGGCUAUGUUUUCCUUUGGAGGUGAUUUGCUUUAUUUUUGCCUCCCUUUUUUUUUUUUUGGCUUUUUUCUUUCUUCCCUUUUUUUGAAACGGGAGAGUAAAGCAGUUAGAGCUCAGAGGCCAGGAGCCCCAAGGCCACUCCGUCCCUAGUCUUCACCAACAGAGCACUCUGCCUCACUUUCCCACAGGAGCAAGCACUAACAGAUAACAUACUUGGAGUCUUGGCAGCCAGCUGGCAGAGGGAGAGGGGAAGAGGUGAGGCCUCUGGCGCUUAGAAAACCAAAAGAGAGCAAAACUCCCAAGCCUGGAGCCUAGAGAGGGCUCUACUGCUGGCAUCCACCGAAAAACAUGGCCGGCCAGCCCAGAUCACACCAAAACUUUACAUGGAAAUUGACAUGGGCUGGCAUUACUGGGUUGCCAGUUAGAACAUCUCAACUUGAGCAGUCUCUUGGUGAAUAAUUCAGUCCCCCUCUUGUGGAAAGUUGGAAAGUCGGUUGCCUUUGCCAUCCUGCUGGUUCAGCCCACCGACUGAACACCCAACAGCAGUGCUCUCUGCUUUUUGUGUCCUCUUUCAUUCUCAUUUUAUAUUGUGCUAUAAGAAGGAUUGUUUUUCCAUAUAUAUAUAUAUUAUAUAUGUGUGUAUAAUAUAUAUAUGCUUUCCCCUUUCACCUCUUUGUCACAGGCAAGCAACACAGGAGAUUUUCUUGGGUGCCACCUCUCUCCCGACCCUUCCUCCUCCUCAGGCAUCCUCAGGCCCUGUAUUUUCAUUCUGGAUCAUGUAGGAAUUGUUUUUGGUCAAUGUUGAUAUUAUUGUUAUUAUUAAUAAUAAAUAAAGACAAAAGGAAUUUUUGUUUAAAAGAGAAAUGUUUAACCAGAUUCUGUUCUAUUUGAAUCGUGACUUGCACCUUUCAUCUGAAGCGUUUCCUUCAGGCCAUGUCAUUGUGAGCGCUCUUACUCGUGCCGUGACAGACACCGUGGGCUCCUUUCCCGAGCCAAGCAGUGCGUACGCAAUAGCUGUUAUUUGUGUCGUUAUCUUGAUUUCUCUUCACUGUUAGAAACCAAAGUCUCUGCUGGCUGGGGGCUGAGAGAGGAUCUGGGGUGUCUCCUUCUCAUCUCCACAAAAGAGAGACCUUCACUAUUCUGACUCUCGAUCGUUUUUCUGGGAAAGGAGAGUAAGAGGUCCCGAGUCCCCUCCCGGUCUUUCCUCCCGAAUUUGCACAGAAGAAAGCGGGUGCCCAGCGUGGCCAUCCUGGUGUUGCUGGCAGGAUCCCCAUGCAGCUUAUCCUUCUCCACUGACACUGGCAGCUCGGCUCCUGGACCCAAAUCCCGCAAGUGGAUUUCUGCAGUGCCCGAGCCUUUCUUGGGAUCUCUCCUGAGUUUCCACGGUCCCCAGUCUCCCUCCUCUUGGUGGGGCCACCGACUACUCACCAGAAGGGGGCUUACCAAGAAAGCCCUCAAAGCCAUGGUUUGACUUUCUGGGCUUGUUCCAGCUUGAUGCCCCCGACUGGGCCCCUCCCCAGCACACGCUCAGCCCGACCUGUUUACAUGGUCCUGUAUGUAUGAAGAGCGGACUGCAUCCUCCAGCACCACCCAGAUGGAAGCCAGUGAGCCUACUAACCGUGCCAUCUUGUGAACUACACUUUUUAAAAAAAUCAUCGCUUUGUAUUGUAGUAACCAAUAUGCGCAGUAUAUGUUGAAUGUAUAUGAACAUACUUUCCUAUUUCUGUUCUUUGGAAAUGUCAGAAGUAUUUUUUUCUUUCUCAUUUAUGUUGAACUAAAAAAGGAUUAAAAGAAAUCUCCA
Carlito syrichta (Philippine tarsier) is the source of this 5990-nucleotide messenger RNA. RefSeq names its product SIK family kinase 3 (gene SIK3). NCBI's taxonomy places the organism in Eukaryota, Metazoa, Chordata, Mammalia, Primates, Tarsiidae. The transcript is spliced from 24 exons. Gene Ontology annotation, molecular function: ATP binding; protein serine/threonine kinase activity; tau-protein kinase activity. Gene Ontology annotation, biological process: intracellular signal transduction; microtubule cytoskeleton organization; protein phosphorylation. The record is from RefSeq and is a predicted model, not a curated record. Gene Ontology annotation, cellular component: cytoplasm. Bases 72 to 3860 code for a protein of 1262 amino acids.